AUGGGUGUUGAUUACUAUAAAGUCCUUCAGGUAGAUCGUAAUGCCAAAGAGGAUGAUCUCAAGAAAGCUUAUCGCAAACUUGCUAUGAAAUGGCAUCCUGAUAAGAACCCUAACAACAAAAAAGAUGCUGAGGCCAAAUUCAAGCAAAUCUCAGAAGCUUAUGAUGUUUUGAGUGAUCCACAAAAGAGAGCUGUGUAUGAUCAGUAUGGUGAGGAGGGAUUGAAGGGGCAGAUGCCUCCUCCUGGUGCAGGUGGAUUUUCAGAAGCCAGUGAUGGUGGGCCGACGACGUUCCGGUUCAAUCCGAGAAGUCCUGAUGACAUAUUUUCAGAGUUUUUCGGGUUUGCAAAACCGUUUGGUGGAAUGGGUGAUAUGGGUGGUAUGGGUGGUCAUCCUGGUACUUCCGGCUUUCCGAGGGGGAUGUUUAGGGAUGACAUUUUCUCUUCUUUAAGGAAUGCAACAACUGGUGAAGGAUCUGGCAAUGUGCCGAGAAAAAGUGCACCAAUAGAGAGAACACUGCCUUGCGGUUUGGAGGAUUUGUAUAAAGGGACCACCAAGAAAAUGAAGAUUUCUAGGGAUGUUUCUGAUUCUAGUGGGAGGCCUACUACAGUAGAGGAAAUUCUAACCAUUGAGAUCAAGCCAGGUUGGAAGAAAGGAACAAAAAUAACAUUUCCCGAAAAGGGAAAUGAACAAAAAGGACUUAUUCCUGCAGACCUUGUUUUUAUCAUCGACGAGAAGCCUCAUGGCGUCUUCAAGAGGGACGGCAACGAUCUUGUUGUGACUCAGAAGAUCUCUCUUGUAGAAGCUCUGACAGGUUACACAGCGCAAAUAACAACCCUUGACGGAAGGAAUCUUACGGUCCCCGUCAACACGAUUAUCAGUCCAUCGUACGAAGAAGUUAUCAAAGGAGAGGGUAUGCCAAUUCCUAAAGAACCUUCCAAAAAGGGAAACUUGAGAAUCAAGUUCAACGUAAAGUUUCCGUCUAGACUUACAUCUGAACAGAAGACCGGCAUCAAGCGAUUAUUGACAUAA
Molecule: messenger RNA, 1029 nt
Organism: Vicia faba (fava bean)
Lineage: Eukaryota; Viridiplantae; Streptophyta; Magnoliopsida; Fabales; Fabaceae
Source: the annotation of a GenBank genome assembly